Molecule: messenger RNA, 2001 nt
Organism: Lolium perenne
Lineage: Eukaryota; Viridiplantae; Streptophyta; Magnoliopsida; Poales; Poaceae
Product: putative E3 ubiquitin-protein ligase RING1b
Source: RefSeq, a predicted model, not a curated record
CACCACCCCUGCCCUGCCUUGCCUUCGUCCCUUUUCCUCUCGCUCUCCGCCUCGCCUCCCUCGACUCGACCCGCUUCCACCCACCUCCUGCCUCCCCUUCCUUCCUCCUCCCUCACUCCUCCGCCCGCCCGCACGCGCCCAUCCAUCCUCUGCCUCCCCCUCGGCCCCGGACGACCGCCGCGCGGACCAGCGGCGCGGGAACCCAGCCGGCCGGAAUGCCCGCGCAAAAGCGCCCGCACCCGUCCUCCGCUGGCGCCGCCCCGGUCCAACCCCACGUCCAGGACCAAGCUACAGGCGCGGAACCCAACGGCAACGCCAACGCCCUAGGGACGCCCAACGGAGCCGCCCCCGAGCUGGCCAAGGAGGUGCGCCGCGAGCGCGACGACGGCGAUUCCGAUGCGGGGGAGGAGCAGGAGCAGGACCAGCGGGACGACGAGGAAGGCGGCGGCGGAAACGACGACGAAGACCGCGACGACGACGACGACGACAGCCAGUCGUCGCAGAGCGACGGCGCCGACAUGGACGAGUUCAUACUAGUGAAAUUAAUGGAUAUACGGAAGGAAGUGCAGUGCCCUAUAUGCUUAGGCAUUAUCCGCAAAACAAGAACGGUUAUGGAGUGUUUGCACCGGUUUUGUAGGGAUUGCAUUGAUAAAUCCAUGCGGCUUGGAAAUAAUGAAUGCCCGGCAUGCCGCACUCAUUGCAAGAGCAGACGUUCCUUGAGGGAUGAUCCUAAUUUUGACGCUUUAAUUUUAGCUUUAUAUCCAGAUAUUGACAAGUACGAGGAAGAGGAACUUGCUUUUGGUGAGGAGGAGAAGACUCGCAACAAAAAGAUUCAAGAAUCCAUUGCUGAAACAUACCGAAGACAGUCAGAAGCACUUGUGAAGAAACGCUCCACUGCAAAAGCAAUAGCUACAUCAAGAAAGACUCGGGGGAAUAUGCGGACAAAGAGGAGAGGACGGAAUAGUUCUCCUGAUAUUGCCCCGACUGACAUUGAUGAGGAGGAGGAGAGAGAAGAAAAUGGCAAUGAGGGCAGCAAAGAAUCGUCUUCUGUUGAUGACCGUUCGCCAGAAGUAAAGGUUAAAAGAGCUCGGAGAUGGCCUGUGCCACGAUCAUCCCCGGCUAAGAUUAUUGGCAGUGUCGAGAGUAGCUACGAGGAGAAUGAUGAUAUGGGAGGUGCCAGAGAUAUCUUGGCUACUUCUCCGCUGCGUGGAGAGAUGCUUGCCUGGGGCAAAAAUGGCACCCGCAGUCAAACUCGGCAUGGCAGUGCCGGUGGCUCCAGUGGAAGGAUGGUCAAGGGUGGGCGUGUUGCCAAGUUGGUGGAUCAUCUCCGUAAUGCUGAUGAGUUUGAUAGUAAGCUCAACCUGUAUCUUGUUCUGGCUCCACUUGAUGGACAAAGCAUGCCGAAACUGGAGAAGUCCUACCUCAGUUGCCAGCCAACGUUCUGUGUUCGCCAUCUGUGCCAGUUCGUUGCUCUUCAGCUGUCCCGGCAAGCCAAGGAAGUGGAGAUUUACUUCAGGAAGAACUCCAGAGACGGAUCCUUUGCAAUAGAAGAGACCGGUACAGACGAAGCAAUGCUGGAUCGGUUCGAUGGCCUGGAAAGGUUGAAGGAAGAGAAAUCUCUUUCGGAGCUUUACCCUUCGUUCGCCUCCGGUGCCGGGGACCUGGAGCUGCUGUACUCCCUGAAGACACAAGGCUAGGCACAAUUGGUGGCACCAGCUCUCUUCACCGUCAGCCUGAUCCAGCUCUGCAGGAAAACCUGUACAGAAGUCAUUCAAUAUAGGAGGAAAAAAGGAGUCAAAGUAGAAGUAUUUAUUGGCCGUAUCUUAUUGUUUAAAUUGUUAUUACUGUGUUAUCUUGUGAAGUGGUUCAUUGGUUAAAACAUAAAGUAAAGUGGACUGGUCAGAAUCGAGUAGUAGCAGUGUAAAACAGGUCAAACAAAGAAAAUUACCUUGUUGUCAGUUUAUUAACCCUAUAUAUAUGUAUCGAGUGGUGCAGCGGUAA